AGAUGGCAAGCAGCAGCUAAUGGGAAGAAUGCUGCCGAGGUGAAACAGGAAAGAUGAUGGAUCAUUUUCUGUCAAGAUCCAGGGGCCCAGGAAUUGAACCAUUUGAACUGCAGGUGCACGGGUUCUGGCUGGUCCAGGACGUGGUGCUGGCGGUUUUGGGGCGUGAUGAGGUGGCCCCUCGCACCUCCCUCUCUCUGGCCCUCUCAGGCGUGACUCUCGACUCUCUGAUGGAGCUGCAGCAGGUGAAGGGCCUCAAACCAGGGGCCGCACUACGCCUUGUGGAGGACCCCUACUCUCCACGUUCUGCUCGUGCUCAUCUGGCAAGGGUGCAGGACCUCCUGAGAGCAGAAGACCUCAUGACUCCCUCAGAGAUGUCUAAAGCGCUCGGCCAGCAACACCAAGACAGACCAGCCCGGCCAGGAGACCCCCCUCCAGAGUACAUCCUACCUGGAGCUACAGAGCUCCCCCCUCUGGCCACUCUGCUGCCCGCAGACCCACACAGCGAGGUUCCGACCUGUCUGUUGGACCUGUCACUCAGCUGUUGGAACCCGCCCCCCGGCCCCAGGAAACUUCAGGGUGACUUCCUGUACAUCAGUGUGCACACGCGGGAGGGGCGGCACUUUGACAUCACCUCCUGUCCCCGUGGCUUCUUCCUUAACAGGUCUACAGCUGAGGUGUUUGACCCUCGCCCCGCCCCCUCCAGUGCUGUCUGCCACUGCCUCUCUGACCUGCUGAGUCAAAUCAGCCCGGAGUUCAAACAGAACCUCACUGCACUGAGAAACAGAAAGCAGCGUUCAUCUGAAGAGGCGUUGGCCUCUCUGUACCGGGUGUUGAGCUGGCUGGGACCUGCCUCUGCUACACACUCCCACAGACAUACCCACAGCAGCCCACUGGCUAUACAGCAACACAUCAGCCCAGAGUGGCGGGGCAGCCGGUACUCUCCUGGCGGGGAGAGAGGCAAGAGGGCUGCCCAGCGUCUGGAGCUCAGGGCUGUUCAGACCUACAGCCAGCUGGAGGGGGAGCUCCAGGGUCUCCACACGCUCCCCACCGCGGUUGUGGACUACCGCGGGGUGCGUCUCUCCGCGCAGGCCCUUGCCCCCGGCCUGCAGGGCUCAGAGGCCGGGGCCCCCCGUGGCCUCCUGUACGGCUACACCGCGGGGCCCAUGGAGAACCCGCACCGCAGGAAGCUGCUGGAGCUCCUGGCUCAGUCGGCCAAGGGCCUAUCCCUGCAGAGGCACGCUGUGGUGGGCCCCGCCGGCCAUCAGGUGCCCCUCUUCACCUCUGUGGAUGCCCAGGGGCUUCUGGGUGCGGACGGGCGCUACUAUGUGCUGGAUGUCUUCCGUACCAUGCCCGCAGAUGCCAACUACCAGCGUGCGGAGGAGGAGAAGAGUGAAGAAGGCAAGGCCGAGGGCAUGGGGCAGGUGGAGGGGGAGGAGGCAGUGGUGAACUCUGACCUUAAGGAGACACCCGGGUUCCCUCACGGACUCUGCCGCCUGCGCCUCGAGCUGGUCAAAGCCUUCAUACAGAACAAAAACACCCAGUUCACACAGCGAGUCAGAGAAAGGAUGGAAGAGAACGGUGGGGUGGAAGAGUGUGUGAAAGACGGUGAUCCACGAGGGGCAGAGGCAGUGAGAGGGGCAUGUAGAGAUGUGGGCUCCAUCAGUGACAUCAUCUUUGAGAUGCGCUUGAACCCCAAUGUUUUCACCCCAGGAGUCGAGUUCCCUAGCUCUGAAACUGCAGUGAUCCAGCACCAGAAGACAUUACUGAGGGAAGCAGGCUCAUUCAUUCUGACACACCAAAUACCAGCACUGUUGGAAGACUGUUUGCACUGCCGAGAGAUGCCCAUAGAUGGCGCCGCUCUCUGCCAUGUCCUGCAUGAAAGAGGAAUCAACCUGCGGUACCUGGGUCAGCUGACCACAGCCAUCAGCCAAUCAGAAGACAAGGAUCGUCUUCGGCACAUAACAAGAUUGGCAUACAGCGAGAUUGUAUUGCGUUCAGCCAAAAGAAUCUUCAACAACUUCUUACAGCCAGUAGAGGUGUCUAGUCUGUCUGCAGCUGUCAGUCAUUUCCUCUGCUGUCUACUGGUGCCUCACCAUAACCCCGCCUCUCCUGGGGAGGAGCCAAAGAAACGUUCCAGGAGACGUGGGCGUGGAGGGGGAGGGGCUUCCGACAGCAUGGCCUGGAGCGUGUUCAGCGGGAACGAGCUGUGGAGCCUGAUUGGUCAGGAUGCCAAAGUGACCUACGGUCUCACAGAAGGACUGGGUACCAGCGCUGACCACCUGGUGGAGCACUAUGGAGUGCAGAAGAUGUCUCUACUGAGGGAGUUUUGUCUAAAGACUGGCAUACAGCUCAGACUGAGAGACUACAUCCUCGACAACCGUAACAAGGCGCCCAUCGGGCCCGACGACGUGUACAACAUCCUACCUGUGGUGAAGCACCUCACCAUGACUACCCAGGAUGCCUCACGGAUGUUCCAUGCGGCCCAGGGUUACCUGCAGAAGGGCCAGUUGGACAGGGCUUAUGAGCAGCUGAAGGAGGCGGCCUAUCUGUUUGGACGUGUGUGUGAUGACCUUCACCCCGAGGCAUGUAGCUGCCUCAGCCUUCUGGCCAAAGCAGCCUACCUACAGGGCCGUCCUGCAGAGGCUCGUAGUGUUCAGCUGAGGGUGGUGGUGAUCAGUGAGAGAGUGCUGGGCUUCGACCACCCCAACACCAUCAAGCAGUAUGUGAGUAGUACAGCGGAGACACUGAACACUAAAUCUGCGUAUCACUCAUCCUACUCUACCCCAACACCGUCAAGCAACAUGUUAAUACACAGGAAACUGUCCAAAACACUAAAUUUGAACACAAAACCUAAUUAACACUCAUUCUACUACACUUGUGGACUAUCCAACAGCAUGUUAGUACACAGGAAACUGUCCAUUAAACAAACACUAAACAGUAGCACAAAAUCCAGCAGUGUGUUAGUACACAUUCAAUGACUUGUCAAACCUAAAAGUUGCACGGCACAGUUCUAUAGCACAGGUAGUAGACCAGAGGACAGUAUCCCCCUAGAAAAACACCCCUACUCACUUACUCAUUCAGUCAUCGC
Molecule: messenger RNA, 3088 nt
Organism: Clupea harengus (Atlantic herring)
Lineage: Eukaryota; Metazoa; Chordata; Actinopteri; Clupeiformes; Clupeidae
Product: clustered mitochondria protein homolog
Exons: 19
Coding region: 54-2858 (934 amino acids)
Biological process (GO): intracellular distribution of mitochondria; organelle organization
Cellular component (GO): cytoplasm
Molecular function (GO): mRNA binding; protein binding
Source: RefSeq, a predicted model, not a curated record